AUGGAAGCUGAUGUCUUCUUCAGUGGUUACGAGGCUUUACAGGAAGCUUCUCGGACCAUUCAGCUAACGCUUUGUGAUCCUUCUCCAGUCCACAAAAUCGUGUGGUCUUCUUUUGACCAUAUAACGGGACCUGAACUGCGCUUCGUAUGGGAAGUUGUAGCGUCCACGAACUUAACUCCUGUAGCUUUGAGCACAAAUUCUGAAAGCACAAAAGACGGGUCACUUAGUACCACGUCGUCGUUAUCAAGGGACACUAACAGCGUUGCUUAUGAAGAAAUAGACGAUGUUUUACAGAUUGCCGAUCCCGAGAAACCUCAAUAUCUCGAUGAGCUGAUGACAGAAAGUCGAUCCACCCUCGCUGGAACAACUACUAUGACAGAUGAUGACGAAGACUUGUCGCGCCUGAUGACUAGCUUCGCGUCAUCUUCUCAGUUUACGGAGGAGGAUUCUCAAAGUGAAGAAAUGUGUAGAUCAGAAGAUACGAAAGCGUGUAAAUACUCUCCUAAACAAAAGCUUUCCGGUAGUGUAUCCUCGCAUGGGAGGUUAGAAGACAGGGCAGAUGAGAUGGCAUCUAGCCUUUACAGAAAUGUCAUACCGGAGCCGUUAGACUACGGUUUGGACCCAUUAACGACAAGAACUGUGGAGGAUUGUUCUGAAGAUGUUUUUGAAAACACGGAUUUCGUUGAGUCAAAAAGGGGAUGCGGUCAUACUGCAAUCUCUGAGCCUGGGUCUGACGCAACUUUAAUCGACUCUCGCCUACUUGACAGUUGUGAUACUGACACAAAUCGUGUACUGAACAUUCCUUGCUGCGAUGAAAAUAAUGAUAUUGCGACAUUACACGGUGGGGUUACUAUGGAUGGUGAUCUUCAGGCACUUACUACAUCUGCCGUUGAUUCUGGAAUAGCAGGGACUGUUUCUGCUCAUAGUGAUUUAAGUGCUUUCUGCACAUCGCCAUCUAUAGACAGCGGUUUGAUUCAACGUAGCAUUGACUUCGGAACUUUUGUAAAUGAUGUAGCUGGAGGUCCUAAUAGAAUAGACGAGGGUUAUCAUGAGUAUGAGAAAAAUUCUUUUGCUUUUAAUGACAGUGUUGACUACGAUACCCUUAUGGAAAUGUCGGGAGAAAGUACGUCUAUCCCGCUGACCGAUGAAGAAUUUAUUGCGAAACUUGUUCUAACCGACCAAGUUUACAGCUUACAGUUACCGUCAGUAAAUUUAAUGCAUAAAGUGAAUAUAGUUCCAAAGAGAAGGCUUUUAAUUGGUUCGUAUCUCUUCCCUGUCAAGCGCGCUGAAGACGGCAAGAGUGUUACCUGUGCAAUUUCAAUCGUAGCUGCAGACACAAACUAUGAGUGGUACAUGAGACGGCAGAACGUUAUCGAAGAAAUGUUUGUGGAUGUCAUUCCGCGCCUCAAGGCUUCAUAUGGC
Enterobius vermicularis (human pinworm) is the source of this 1422-nucleotide messenger RNA. The record is from the annotation of a GenBank genome assembly. Lineage: Eukaryota; Metazoa; Nematoda; Chromadorea; Rhabditida; Oxyuridae.